CACAAUACAUUCGGGUAGUGAGUGCCGUAAACAAAAACAAACCGUUUGAACAACGGAGACAAGACUUACUUUUUUAUGUAAUUUAAAACAAAAAAGAUUUAGGAAAUGAUAUCACUGCGUUGCAGCUUCACGCUGUGCAGCGCGCGAACUAUUCAAAGACUGAGCAGCUGCUAUCAAAGCACGAAGUCCAAGCGGGCUGUGCAAGCAGAGCGGGUGGCUCGUUAUAGCGGUGAAUUUCCAGAGAAAUUGCUCACCAAGAAGCAAAAGGGUGUUUCUCACAUGUAUGUGGCCAAUGCGCAGAUAGCAGAACAGGUUAAUAAUUAUCUGGAGCCACAUCUACGGCAAUCCAAAUGUGACACUGUGAUGGAGCUCAAUCCCGGACCGGGUCAUUUCACGCGGCAUUUGCUGGAUCGCGAAACACAAUUUCGUAAGAUCAUUCUGGUUGAAUCUAUGGAAUACUUUAUGCCACGACUACAGGAGUUGCAUGCAUUGUAUCCGGAACGCGUGAAGGUGCGUUACGGCGAUUUUGUUUCUCUAUGGAAGUUGGCAUUCAUGGAUAAAAUGGAUAGUGGAACGCGCCUGAUCGAUAUGCUAGGCGAUGUGCCCCGAACCGCAUUCAAUGAAGAUAUCAACAUGCUGGUUUUUGGUGCCGUUGGAUCUUAUCCGUUCUUCAAGCAUCUUAUCAACUCGCUGAUAUUCCAGACCAGCCUGUACAACUUGGGUCGGUGUGAGAUGAUUCUAGCGCUGCCGCCGCCUAUUUAUAUUCAUUUGACGUGCUCGAAUAAGAUCGGUUACUUAAUCUAUCGCUCCGCAUCGGUGCUAUUUCAAAUACUGUUUGAGCAUCGUUUUAUAGCCAAGGUGCCGCGCGAAAGUUUCCUGCCCGUGCAAGCUGACUAUAAUCUGACUAAAAGCAGCAAGUUGGGAAAGGUCAAGUCCAUCAAUCCGGAGUAUUUGUAUUUGGUUAAGUUUGUGCCACGUCGUAAUCUGCAUGAAAUAUGCCCAGUUCAAGAUCUGCCUGCCCUCUGGUUCUUUAUAAAGCAAAAUUUUGUCAGUCGCCGCAAUCGUAUCAUACCCAAUCUAGAAAAGUGGGUACCUGGCUGUGGUCCAAGGCUAAUUAUCAAUCAAAAUGCCCCAGAAAGAGUAACACCCAUCUACGCAGAUGAAUCGACCCAGCACUUGCCUCCGUACACGGUGCAGAGUACCAGCAUGAGCACACGAGAUUAUUAUCCCGGCAUUAAUAUAUAUACACAGUUUGGCGAUCUGACACCAAGUCAAAUGUUCACGUUAUUCGCACAGUUUCGUCAAUGGCCAGAAUAUAGCGAGAGCUCAUUUCUUGCUUCCAUGGAGAAUACAUUGCUUAAACUGGAAUCGGUAAACGAUGAGCAAGGCUUGGAGGAUGGUGUCAAUCUAGUCGAAGAGGAUGACAUUAACAGCGAAAGUGUGGAUGAAAUACUUGAGGUCACCGAGGAGCCUGUUCCGGAGCCACCAAAAAGUCGUAGGAAAAUUAAAUUAAAACCUUAAAUUCGAGAACAGCUCGAUUUGCACAUAUACAUAAGUAAUUGUUAUUGUUGCUUUAAGCCAAAUGGUUUUAAAAUCGUUUUGAGUAUUUUAUUGACUUGGCCCGCUUUUA
Messenger RNA from Drosophila hydei, 1630 nucleotides. It is a transcript of the gene mtTFB2, whose product is annotated as dimethyladenosine transferase 2, mitochondrial. Gene Ontology annotation, cellular component: mitochondrial matrix. Gene Ontology annotation, biological process: rRNA methylation; transcription initiation at mitochondrial promoter. Bases 106 to 1521 code for a protein of 471 amino acids. Gene Ontology annotation, molecular function: rRNA (adenine-N6,N6-)-dimethyltransferase activity; mitochondrial transcription factor activity. The record is from RefSeq and is a predicted model, not a curated record. The transcript is spliced from 4 exons. NCBI's taxonomy places the organism in Eukaryota, Metazoa, Arthropoda, Insecta, Diptera, Drosophilidae.